This is a messenger RNA of Vigna umbellata (rice bean), 1578 nucleotides long. Lineage: Eukaryota; Viridiplantae; Streptophyta; Magnoliopsida; Fabales; Fabaceae. The record is from RefSeq and is a predicted model, not a curated record.
AUGUUAGCGGUGAGGGCAGUGGUUGUGGUGGUAUUUUUGGAAGGUUUUGCGGUGAGGGACAUGGCAAGGAAUUUGAGGAAGCGGCGCGGGAAGGGGCAGCGGCCGGGAGUUUCGCCGGAAAAUUCCACCACCACGGACUUCAACGGCGACAUUGCCGCCCUCUUAGAGAAGCACGUCGAGUCCAUAUCUCCGCCAUUUUACGACGGGGACCGGUGCUUCACUUACUCUCAUGUCUUGGAUGCGGUUCGUUCCCUCAGCUCACGCCUCCGCUCUAUCCUGCUUGGUGCGGAUGACCCACACUUGAUCACUGCACAAUCUCCAGGUAGCAAUGGUGUCAACUGUGAAAAGAGAACUGUGCAGAAACCUGAGUCCUUGGAAACUGUCAUGCCCAGUGAAGAGGCGAUAGCUGAAUCAAGUGAAGAGUAUAGGCCAAAGAUAGUGGGGAUUUAUAUGCCUCCUUCUGUUGAAUAUAUCGUAGCUGUUCUUUCGGUACUUUGGUGUGGGGCAGCCUUCCUGCCUCUAGAUCCUUUUUGGCCAAAUGAAAGGAUAUUGUUAAUUGCCUCUUCUUCAAACGUUGAUCUCAUUAUAGGAUCCCAAUCUUCUUUUGGUAAAAGAAAUUUGGAGAAGCUUGAUGAAUCACAUUGGCUGGUAAAGUCAAGUAGUUGUCCAGUUUUGAAUUACUCCAUUGGCCAAAAACUACAAGAUUGUAGUGGUCCAACAGAUUUGGCAUGGCCAUGUGUUAAUGGAAAACAAAGAUCAUUCUGCUAUGUGAUGUACACAUCUGGAUCAACUGGAAAACCUAAGGGAGUGUGUGGCACUGAACAAGGUAAUUUACUAUAGUGGUUUGCUGUAGCUGUUAUUGCAUGUAAAAGCAACAUUUCGUUGUUAAAAUGUUACAUUCUUUCUUAUCCUUGUUACACAUGAGAAGAAGCAUGUAUUAUUAACAUCAUUUGAUUGUGUUUCCAAGUUUCUCCCAUGUUUCGGUUGUUGACUCUGAAGCAUAAUGUAUUAUUGUUGCAAAUUUCAUGUCGACUAGAAAUAUAGCUAUAUUAUAGUAUAUGUUGGGUUCUUCUAAUGGAUUUACCUGGGAGAGUUGGUACCUAACCUGAGACAUGUGGAUUUGAUACUUCUUGAGCUAUGAACCAACUCCUUAUAUUAUAUUGACGCCACCAUUAACCUAAAAUAUUAAGACAAUGAGUUUGUGGGUUUUUCUCUUUAUAUAUAUUUCUAAUCUUACUUAUCUCUACUCGGGGACUUUUGACUCCAUACUUAAAUUCCCCACAAUCUUCCUCUCAAGUGUGAGUCUCCAGACAUUGCAAACUUUCAUUCCACCUCAAAAGUGUUCUACCCACGAGUCCUCUACUUGUAUAACACCUUCGACAAUGCCAAUUGUUGUUGGGUUCACAACAGUAACAAAGCAAGAAACACUAAAAUAAGAUUGAAAGAAAGCACUCUAUUAUCAUUGGAAGGUAUCACAAUACAUCAUACUUUCCAUGCCCAUAACAGUUUCUAUAUAAAACACCUAAGCUAAGGAAUAACUUAAAACGAUUCAAUGAAAAACUGUUAAGAUAGUUACAA